Messenger RNA from Colletotrichum lupini, 7620 nucleotides. Its product is annotated as phospholipid-translocating P-type ATPase. Lineage: Eukaryota; Fungi; Ascomycota; Sordariomycetes; Glomerellales; Glomerellaceae. Gene Ontology annotation, biological process: phospholipid translocation; post-Golgi vesicle-mediated transport; endocytic recycling. Gene Ontology annotation, molecular function: oxidoreductase activity, acting on paired donors, with incorporation or reduction of molecular oxygen; heme binding; monooxygenase activity. The transcript is spliced from 21 exons. The coding region runs from base 1 to 7620 and encodes 2539 amino acids. Gene Ontology annotation, cellular component: plasma membrane. The record is from RefSeq and is a predicted model, not a curated record.
AUGAAGAACCCGGCAUUUCGGGAUUCAGAAGGACGGGGUUAUGCUGGCGACGGGGAGGCGACGGGGAGGCGACGGGGAGGAGAUGAGGAGGCGGAGGAGGACGUUGACGUACACCCUGACGCGCCUGAUGACUCAGGCAGGGGCACAGCUCGUCGCACUGUGAUGCGGCAUCUUCUGACAUCCCGCUGCUUCUUCCUCCAUCAACCGUCAAACCUUCAAUUCCUCUGUCUCCCCAUUGCCUUGUUCGAUUUUUCAUCUCCGAGGCGCUCAGCUGGAAAUGAUAAACACAUGCCGACGGCGGCGGCAGCGAUUAACCUCCAUCAAAGGCCACCAUUCCUCUUCAAGGCGGCCAUGAGAGUUGGUAUUGCCUGUUCAGCUUUCGCCCGAACUUUCUGCCCUCGUAUGACACUCGUCGGAGAGGGAAAGGCUGAAGCACAACAGAUGGCAUCCGUGCUCGACCUUGCCAUUCGCACCUCGGAUGCCUUGAUUUCUCCGGGCGCACGGGACCUCGAUGUUGCUUGCUGUGGGAUCCGCGGAUCAACUUCGGGUCCGGUUGACCGCUUCGCGGCUAGCGACGCUUCGAGCAGUGUGUCCGAAGCCAAGCCAUGCGUUGGACGGAGUUCAUCCCUGGCGUCAGCUCGUUGCUUUCUUGGCGCCGCUGCUUUGGAAGGGCGUCGAGCUUCUUUUCGAAAUCUAGAAGAACCUUCGGUCGACUUCAAUCAGAAUGGCCUGGCCGCUCGAUCUAAUCAAUCGAGUCCGAGAAUGCACACUUGCACUAGCAGCAAUGCCCACCACAAAUAUCCAUCAAUGACCAGCGAGAACCCCGGCCAGUGUGCCCACCACGUGGGGAGAUCAACACGGGAUAAUGCCACCGAUUACGCCUGCUCCCUCUAUGUAAUUUCGCCAGUUUUCCUUGGCAGCCCACCUUUGCGCGGGAUGCAGGACGUUAAUGACGAACUCGGUGCCCGCUGUUUCUUCUCCAUUGCCGCUCCCAAUGGGUUUUCCUCUCCUGUCAUCAAACUUGGCCGGGGAAACACCAGAAUGGCAGUGCGCAUCGUCGAACUCUCUGCUCUGGACGUUCGGACUCACGCGACUCUUGCAAUUGUCACUCGCUCAAUUAAUGCCGCCGCUACGAUGAACGAGAAACCAACAACUGAACCACCGACCGUGGGCGAUGCGCCGCGGCCCGGUCCCGACGAAGCCCCCGACAGAGCGCGGUGGCUGGGCGCUAAUUCGAGGCGCGAUGCUGUGAUGUGGUGCAAGAGUGUAUUUUACGAGGUUGUCCUAGGCCGAAAGACAUUGCCGCCUUCGAAGAAUGGUCGCAUUAUUCCACUACAGCUGGACCAAAAUGCGCCCCUAACGGACGAACGACGAGGCGGGCAUCCCUUCCUUUCGAACACCAUCCGAACUUCCCGAUACACUGUUUAUGACUUCAUCCCGAAACAACUCUUCUUCCAGUUUUCCCGAAUUGGCAAUUUUUAUUUCCUCUGUGUGGGCGUCCCGCAGACCGUGCCUGGCCUUUCUACCACGGGAAACUUUACGACGAUUUUGCCGCUACUUUUCUUCGUUCUGGUCACUGUCGCAAAGGAAGGAUAUGACGAUUUCAAGCGCCACCGGCUAGACAAGGUGGAGAACGCGAAAACAGCGCGUGUGCUCAAGCACUCGAAACAUCGCAACACUAGCUCGCAGACCUGGCAGUCUAAGCUUCGAAGCACUCUCCUGGGAGGCUCUCAAGUACUAGGCGCCGGCCAAGCAGUAGAUGAUGGGCCCUGGAUAACAACGAGAUGGUGUGACAUCGAGGUUGGCGACCUCAUCAACUUACGAAGAGACGAUCCGGUCCCUGCCGAUAUCGUACUGCUCCAUGCCGAUGGCGAGAAUGGCCUUGCUUAUAUCGAGACGAUGGCCCUUGACGGCGAGACCAACCUCAAGAGCAAGCAAGUUUCGGCUGCACUGGAAGGACGCGAUUCUGUCGAGAAGAUCGUGGCCUGCGAUGCCGAAUUUGUGGUCGAAGACCCAAACCCUGAUCUUUACAAGUUCGAUGGUCGAGUGACUGUCAACGGAAAGUCGCUACCACUGACUUCCGCCGAGGUUAUAUACAGAGGCAGCAUUCUGAGAAAUACGGCGUCCGCGAUUGGCAUCGUUGUCAACACGGGGGAGGAGUGCAAGAUUCGCAUGAAUGCUAAUCAACACCCCAAGGCCAAGAAACCCGUGUUGGAGACCGUAGCCAACAAGAUUGUCGUUUCCCUGGCGCUCUAUGUCAUUAUUCUUUCUGUCGGCUGCUCCAUGGGAUAUGUAUUGUGGCAGCGGUCGCAGGAGAGAAGGACAUGGUACCUGAGUGGUGCUGAAGUCAAGUUCUACGAAAUCAUCAUUGGUUUUAUCAUCCAGUUCAACAAUGUCAUUCCUUUGGCGUUGUACGUCAGUCUCGAGAUCGUCAAAGUCGGACAGCUACUCAUGCUCAAUUCCGAUGUCGAGAUGUACCACGCCGAAACGGACACUCCAGCUCGAUGCAAUACGAACACCAUCCUCGAGAACUUGGGCCAAGUCGGCUACAUCUUCACCGACAAAACAGGCACACUGACGGAAAACGUGAUGAAGUUCCGCAAACUGAGCAUUGCCGGCACAGCUUGGCUGCACCAACCGGACGUCGAAGUUGCAGAUGGCGAUAGCGAAAACAACAGCUCUGUAGACACCCUGUUUGAGGCUAAGGGGAUCCCGCGCAUUUCAACCCAGCACAUUCGAACCGAUGCCAUCGUAGACGACUACGUUCAAUCUCCAGCGACUCUCGGCAGACCAUCGAUGGCUCGCUCACGAGCACCAUCUACGCGAAGAUCGUCUUCCCAGUGGAGAUCCACGAGCCGUCCGGACCAUGUGCAGCCCGACGUCACUACCAGCGAUCUUCUAGAGUUCAUUGCCCUGAGGCCUCAUUCUCUGUUUGCAAGAAGGGCAAAAGACUACAUCCUUGCAAUGGCACUCUGUCAUACCUGCCUCCCGGAAAUCCGCAACGGUGAGGUCGAAUAUCAGUCUUCUUCUCCAGACGAGCUGGCCAUGGUUAAGGCAGCACAAGAGCUCGGCUAUACUGUUGUUUCGCGGACUUCGUCAAACAUCACCUUACGACAGAGCUCGGAAGCCAGUGAUGCAACCAAACACAUAACAUUCCAGAUCUUGGAUGUCAUCGAGUUCAGUAGCCACCGGAAGAGGAUGUCUAUUGUCGUGCGGUAUCCCGAUGGUCGGAUUUGCAUUAUCUGCAAAGGUGCGGACUCGGUGAUCUUGCCGAGACUUAAGAUGGCUAGCAUGGCGUUGCAAAAGGCCCAGGAUGUGAGGCAAAGCGCGGACCUUGAACGCGAACUUUUGCGCAAAAGUGAACAGCAUGAGCCGAGAAUCAGCAUUGGUGGUCGCGCUAGCAUGUCUUUGCGAAGAAGCAUCGGAAUCGCACGCGGUACCCCAGGCCCGAGUGUUCGGCGCCCUAUGGACCGCAGCCAGUCUUUCGAGACGAGCAAAUUGCGCAAGUCGGGCGACCUCUUGCGGCCAUCCAUCAACAUCCGCACGACUUCUUUCGAAGCUUCGGGGGGUUCUUCUCCCACUUUACCAUACCAAACACCCGAAAAAUUCGCCUUCCUUGACGAACCCGCCAUCGCCGACGACUCGACCAUUUUUACCAGAUGUUUCAAGCAUCUCGACGAUUUUGCCACCGAAGGCCUACGAACGCUGCUUUUCGCUCAAAAGUUCAUCUCGGAGCAGGACUACCUCACCUGGAAGAAAGCAUUCGACGCCGCAUCUACCAGCUUGACGGAUCGCCAAGACAAGAUCGAGGCUGCAGCGGAAACGAUCGAGCAGUCCUUCAACCUCGUCGGUGCUUCGGCGAUUGAAGAUAAGCUUCAACAGGGCGUUCCGGAAACCAUUGACAAGUUGCGGAGGGCGAACAUCAAGAUCUGGAUGUUGACAGGCGACAAACGUGAAACAGCCAUCAACAUUGCCCAUUCAACCCGCAUCUGCCAACCGGUGUCCGAUCUGUACACUCUGGACGUCACUAAGGGAGACCUUCAGGGCCAGCUCGUGGCACUGUCCGAAGAUUUGCACUCUGGCUGUAUCCACAGUGUUGUCGUUAUCGACGGGCAGACCCUGGCGACGAUCGAGAAGUCGGACGACUUGACAGCCCAGUUCUACUCGGUGGUCCCCUUUGUCGACUCUGUCAUUUGCUGUCGAGCCUCUCCGGCGCAGAAGGCGUUGAUGGUCAAGACUGUUCGCUCCCAGCUACGAAAGUUGAAAGGUCGAAUGGGCCACGGUCUUACACUUGCUAUUGGUGACGGCGCCAACGACUUGGCAAUGAUCUCUGCUAGCCACGUCGGCGUCGGCAUCUCUGGAAAGGAGGGUUUACAAGCUGCUCGAGUAGCCGACUAUGCCAUCGCUCAAUUCAGAUACCUUCAGCGACUACUUCUCGUGCACGGUCGAUGGAACUACGUGCGUACGGCCAAGUUCAUCUUGUGUACCUUCUGGAAGGAGAUGUUCUUCUACCUCCCCACGGCCCUGUAUCAGCGCUACAACGGUUAUACGGGUACUUCAUUGUACGAAAUGGCUAGUUUGACUGUCUUUAACACAUUGUUCACCAGUCUGUGCGUCAUCUGUCUUGGGAUCUGGGAACAAGACCUCAGCGCAGAUACCUUGCUUGCCGUUCCCGAGCUUUAUGUGUACGGUCAGCGAAACAUGGGUCUAAACCUGGCCAAGUAUGCUGGCUGGAUGCUGUCAGCGGCAAUCCAGGGCGUGUUGGCGUACUGGGGCGUCUGGGCGGGUUACGUCUGGUUUGCGCACUCGAGUGACCAGGGCCUUUACGCCGUUGGCAACUUGGCGUUCACUCUUGGCGUUGUCUGGAUUAACUACAAGUGCUUCAUUCUCGAGACGCACCACAAAUCGGGUGUCGUGAUAGGAUGCUUCCUCCUCACCUUCUCCGGAUGGUGGGCUUGGCAAGGUUUCCUCUCGUCGAUCUAUACCCGCGCCCCGUCAAUCUACGCCGUACGCGAUGGUUUCUCAAAGACCUUUGGUCGGGAUUGGACAUGGUGGCUGACGUUGAUUGUAAUGGUCACUCUCUUCAUCCUCAUGGAGACCAUUUUCCGCACCCUUCAGCGUUCUCUCAUCCUCGCGGGGAUGUGGAGGUGGCCUUGGGUUCGUAAAGAGGACGACGUUUGUGCGGAUGAGUGGCGUUUGGAGCUUUGGCAAGAACUCGAAAAGGAUCCUAUUGUGAGGGAGAGGCUGAAGAGGUUGGCCAGUGAUGAGGAGGAGGAGGCGGAGGAUUGCGACGAGGAUGUUGUGGUUGGCGAGGGUGUUCGGAGGAAUAAGUUAUGUAUUCGCAACCUCGAGUCUAGCGCGGAGGUAAACCCAUCAAAAAGCCGGUGGCUACUAGGUCCUGGGGUAGUAUACAGGUGCUGUCUCCAACCCGGCGAUGCUGGGAUAAGGCUCCCCAUACCGGAUCCGAGGGCCCCACACGACGGAGCACCGGCCCGGGUGGGAGCUUACAGUGCCGUGGCAGAGGACAGUGCACCAUACUCACAACCAAUCAUUUACGCCAAAUUACGACAAGCCGGGACUGAAUUAGUCCCAUUCCCAUCUGACGGGUACAAAGUUGCAAGCGCCACGAGCAUUCUGGGGCCUGAUGAUGGCUUCGUGCCCUCAGUGGCACUGCUCACCGCCAUCCCGGUGAUGCUGUACCUCGCCUAUCUCAUCAGAUCGCCCGUCACCAUGGACAUUAAAGAGCCGCCUCUAUUACGCCCGACAGUUCCCUUCAUCGGCCACAUUAUCGGUAUCUUGCAACACUCGUGGCAAUAUCUUGACCUCGCCUAUGCAAAGUCGAAAGCUCCCAUGUUUACUCUACCAAUGCUAGGCGGCAAGAUGUACGUGAUAACGGAACCCGACCUCGCACAAGCGGCACUCCGCAACCGCUCCCUCAGCUUCGAUCCGUUUUUGAGGGAUCUCAUUAAAGGGAUGGCUGGCGCCAGCGCGCAGACCAUGAGGGCGUGGGAUGAUCCCGCGUUUUACGGCCCUUGGGUGAAGAGUAUCUACGGGGGUAUGGCGGGGCAAUCGCUACUUGGGCUCAACAUCUCUGCCGUGGGAUGGAUUGCAACUGCGUUGAACGAGAUUGGUAACGACGUCGAGGUUGCGGAUUUGUACAUGUGGAAUCGGGAGUUGUUCACCCUAGCCAGCACGGAUUCGCUGUAUGGGAGUAAGAACCCACUGAGGGCGGAUAAGAAACUCAUCGAGGCGUACUGGGACUACGAAGCAGACGUCAACAAGCUCAUGCUGGGCAUCUUCCCCUCCCUCGUCGCACCAAAAGGCUACCGCGGCCAAGCCCUCUUCCAAGAAGCCUUCAAAUCCUUCUUCGACUCCCAACUCCACGAGGGCGACGACGUCCCAUCCCUCGUCAAAGAUCGUCGGAGACUGAGCAUGAGCUUCGAUAUGACCUCAGCAGAAGCCGCCAAGAUUGAGUUGAUCUUCCUCCACGGCGCCAUCUCGAAUACCUUUCCCUCAUUCUACUGGUUCUUCACCCGAGUGUUCAGUCAGCCUUUGCUUCUUUCGAGACUUCGCAAGGAGGUGCGGGGCGUCAUUGAGGAGAAGGGGCGGGACGUAGUCGAUGGGGAAGAGAAGAGGGUGUUUGUGCUGCAUAUUGAAAAGCUGGAGGAGAGGUGUCCACUGCUCAUGUCGUGUUUCCGCGAGACGCAUCGGUUGUAUGCUGCGGGUGUUCUCGCGAGGAAGGUCAUGGCUGAUACGACUAUUUCUGAUGGGAAGAUGAGCUUCGUCGUGAAGAAGGACUGGCAGAUUUCUGCACCGCAGAGGAUUCUACAGACUGACUCUGGGAUCUGGGGAGAUGAUGCGAUGGAGUUUAUUGGGGAUAGGUUUUUGAAGGUUGCGGAAGAGAAGGGAGAGGCGGUUGUCAAUGUUGCUGUCCGAGGGUUCCUUGGUUUUGGGGGUGGAAAACAUAUUUGUCCCGGCCGGUACUUCGCGAGCGGCGAGCUGUUGGGUUCCCUUGCGCUGCUAGUUGCUGGAUUCGACGUUACCAGUUCAGAUGGGCAGGCCCUUGUGGUCCCAAAGAUUACGGCUGUACCUCUGACCGGCUCUUUUGGAAAGCCGGUGCCGGGCAGUGACCUCAAGGGGCGGAUGAGCAGGAGAGCGGGGUGGGAAGAUGUCAGCAUUUCUUCGUCACAGUGGAAAGACUUCAUCCUCACGUAUUGCAAAGAGUAUCAGAUCCUUUGCGAAUUCCAACAACUCUCUCUUACACAUAUUCUCUUCAACGGCAUGCACUACUAUAGAAGUAGCUGGAUGAAAAUAAAGCCCACCAACUAUCUAGAGGAUCCUUAUGUUCUUGCCUCAAUUCUUCCUAUAGUCACGAUCCUCAAUCCAUUGCCUUCCAUUCCGGCAUGCUCUGUCUACACACCAAAGGUGUUUUGUUUCAUGAUCCGGAUUCGAACCAUAGGUGUUCGAAUCGAGAAGCGCGUCAACAUCAGGCACUUCACCACACCUAUUCGCUCUCUUACCGAAUUUCCAUUUGUGAGGAAUUUCAACUCACGUGAGCGCCCUGACACUGCCCACCCCCAAAUUCUGCAGUUCUGGUCAUCAGGGCAAUUCGUGAUAUGA